GGCCAGCCGCAUUGACGAUGAGAACGCGAAGAAGCCGCAGUCUGUCAAUCACUCAGUAGACCAACUGGAGAGGCAAGUAGCGCGUUUUCUCCGCGUUGAGAGUAUUCACGAACCUGAGUCCGAAUGCUCGGUGUGUACAUCCGGCAUCGAAUCGACGUGGGAGGAGUUGCAAAGCGAGGAAGAGAUAGCACGAUGUUAAGAACAAGUGCAUGCCUAUAAUCAAUGCUGCGCGGCAAGUGAUCGAGUAAUAAGAAUUCUAGAUGUACUGGACGCAUCAUUCUGUUUUCUAUUUCUUAUAAUUCUUGGCAAAAGCUGCUACUUAUCCUCUUCACGCAUGUGGAGGACUAAAAAUAGUUGUGCCAACAAAGAAAACAUCAAAGGCGGCACGUGAAUAAGAUGAGUAAACUCCAUUACCCCUUCGUGAAUGUUGUUGCGCACAAACAUCCACGACCACGACCACGGAGUCAUCUAAGAGUGGCUGCGCUCCUCAAAUAUUCAAAGCCUUAACGCUGCGGGAGACCAAGGAACCAGCUGUGCGAAGACCGACAAGGCUGGAGUGCCAGCCGCUGUUUCUAGGGAUGUAGCGCGCAAUAGCUGCCUCCUAGCUGAGUUUCGAGCAAGUCGCAGCCGCUGCUUCCGAGCCCUGGCCAAGAAGUGAAGCAGAUGCUGAGAACUCACAAGAUUCAGCUGAUGUUAUUGUUCUCAGUGGAAAGAUUUUCGAGGCUUGUGAUUUUUACCUUCCUUCUUGUGACUGAGCUACUUUCGUCUUUAUAAAGUCUCACUGUCUACCUCUUCUGUUACUUAUUUCCAUAUCUUCUGAGAGGAGUAAACAUUGAUUGUCAAGAAAAGGCCAGACUUCAGCUGGCAGGCUUCUUUUGGAUUUUAGUUUUACCUGAAAGUGCGCCCAUUCUAGAGCCGACAUUUUGUGGCGGCUGAGAACUACUAUUUGUGACAUAUUAAGCUUUACGAUCUCCCGAGCUGUAGCACCUUGCUGCAGAUGAAAUCAGGCAACGGAUAAAUCCACGAGGCCACCUAUUCUUGUGCCCGGAAAGUAAUGACAGAGGGAUGCGAGCUGAUAGAUGAUAGCAGCGUCUUUCAUGCAGCAGACCGCUAGUCCGAAUUUCCACCGGAUGGUAGAGCAUCACACCCCAAAAGCAGUCAGCCCAUCGAUAACAACACGCUGAGCGUUCGACUAGCACGACACUGGCUUCCAGUGAUAUCGGAUGCCGUGGUGGAGACAUUCUCUAGUAUUGGAAAGUGAAAUUUGCAGGAAGCAAAGAGGAUCACGCUUGGGCGUAGCACAAUAGAAAAUCGCGCUAGCAUCUCUGCGCGGAUCCGAAAAAUGCAAAUUCCGAGGUUCCAAAUGCAGGCUAUCGGAGGUUCCAAGCAAAUGCAGACUAUACAUAGUACAAAUCUAAAGAUGGGCAUCGAUCUUCCGUUGUAUCAGAGUGGUUGCACUAGACGAAAGCAAACACUGCUACCAUUCAUUCGCACUGAACUAUGUAACUACUUACUUACCAGCAAACAUCAGCUCAGUGCCAUUCAUGUCUUGCUCUGCAUCUUGAUAUCCACCCAUAAGCUUAACGUCGGUAACUAAUCAGAAAGAGCAACGUCUAGGAGAGAACAUUAUAUUCAUAAAAAGAAAUUGUAGAGAUAUGUCGUCCUGGCUUCUCGGGAGAUUUAGCCAACCGCGAUGGCUUGGCUCCUUGUACUCCGGUCGAAAGCCAAACAUGGAAGAGGCUCCUCCUGCAUGCAAGACCGCACCUUAUCGAAAGAUCGGCAGAGAAGUGCAAUCGGCUUCGAGUAGUUAUUUUCAGUGGAGCUGUGGUUUUGGAUUUGGAGUUCGUCUUUUUUUAUUAGUGCUGACGUAAACAGGGACAGGACGAAAAAUCAUCACUCGGAGGAGAGGCGAUUACGUGUACUUUUACAUUUACUUGCUUGAUGAUGAAUGGACUCAACAACUCAUCAUUAUAUAUAGAAGUGUUUGAUGUUCUUCUAGCAAGACAGGUUGAGGAUGCAAUACUUGAUACUACAAACUGUAAGUUUAGAGAUCCCAACGACCUACACACAUAGGUGUCUCUGGUACUUCGGUGCCCUGUGCGAAUUUGCCAAAUGGUCCCGACGACAAGCGAGACCGCGCCAACCUCGUUACACUUAAGGCUUCCCGUAAUUCAUCUCUGGAGAAGCAUCGUUGACCCCUUUGCUGAACAAGGGGAAAGCUCAUUAAUAAAGAUGCACUUAAUAAAGAUGAAUAAAGGUAAGCUCUAAUACUCGCGAAAUGAUAGUUCAGCUUCAAGCAGCACCAGGGCAGAGGCGCAGCGUCAUGGAAAUAUGCCAGAGCCCGAAAAUUCAGCAGCUGAAGAUUAUGAGUAGACACAUCUUCAUAGAAUUUCAUCACAGAACAAUUACUUCUUAGUUAAUAAUGGUUGGUCACAUCAUCGAGUUCAGUCUUGAGUAGCAGGUGGUAUAUUCCCCUUGAACCAAAAUCAAUUAUGUGUAGUGCGUUCUUGUUUCCGAGCUCGUCGAGUUUGAGUACUAGGAGGACUUUGAACAACGUAUAAUCUUAAUCGCUACUUCUAUCUUCUCUGCUCGUCCAUCUUCCAUUAUGAUUAUAUCGUCUUUAUCCUUCAUCCCCAACAUCCUCGCAAACUACUUACUUAAAUCUACUCUCUUUCCUCAACCUCCCUUGAAGAUCGUUGCCUUCUAAUCUGAAAAACGCUCUUAACCGCUUUACUUCGUGGGUAUCGGAUGAUAGCGCACAUCUCUUUUCCUUGGAGAAAGACGGGAUGGGGCCAAAGAAAGGCGACGCAGUUGUGCUUAUCGGCGAUCCUGUCGAGUGCGACCGCAUCAUCUUCGAAUAUGCAGAUCUAGACUCCAACUACAUGGAAAUGUUUCCGCAACUCGGGACUCAGGUAGAGAGAUCCGAUAAACCAACAAAAAUAAGGAAAAUUGGAGGAGGUGGAAACGGGUCCCUUUUCUAAACAUAUAAUGUAAGAUUGUAAAAUAAAUGCACGACUUUUCUUGAUAGUGGCAUGAAGAAUAGCGAUAAGAGAAACGCGGGCAAGAUGUUUACUCAGUAUCAGCUCAUCUCGAAAAGUCGUGGGAGAGUAAUAUGUUAGGGCUUGACAAUCCUAGCUAGACUCUUUCCAGAAUAAUCACGCACUGCCUGGACCUGGAGGAAGUACCAAAUGCACUUGUUGUGGCAGAAUAGCCAGAAAGUGAUACUAAAUUAUGAGAAUUCUAUAGUCCCCGCCAGGCCCAACGAAACAAAAUCACGAUCUCAAUCAAUCUCUAGUCAUUGACACGGAGGUAAUAUGUCCACCACGACCCCUCAUCCAAUUACAUCUUUUGUAGUUAUACUGACGACCAACGUCUUUCUCUACUCCUUAUAUCUUUUGUAGUUGUUUUGGGAUGAAUAUUAAAGGAACAGCUAGAACUGUGCUACGGGAAUUAUACAAACAAAUACUUGAUUAUAAAUGUUUGGGCGCUGAUCGUACACACAGCUUAUAUCGUUAUGAUCCUCCGUUGAUUGAAGACGCAAUGAGUCAGUGUGGUGGAGGCAUGGGGCACAAGAGCCAUCGGCUCGUUGACAGUCUAUGCUUCAAAGAGUUUGCCCUUUACAUUUCCUUAGUGUCAGUGUCACUAUCACAGGAUCGAUAAUGAUUACACCACAGAACUUCCACUAUCGAGAUAGACGCUUCUAGUAUUCUAUAUUAUAAAUUCGUAAGCGUAACUAAGCUUUCUUAAUAGUUACGUUUUGAAACUUUAACAGGCACGGAUGAUGAGUAGUUCAAUCAUUUUCCUUGAGUCGUAUUGGAAAUAUUCGUUUAGUCUCCACAAAAAUAGAAUUUGUAAUGCUAUCGAUGACUGCCCAAGCCAUCCAAGCGCGGCUAGCCUCAUGAAGCUGUUGAGAAUACAGAUAAGCGCACGCCCCAACAAGAACUCGCUCCCCCGCAUUUUUCGGGUUAUAGAAGGUGUCCCCUCGAAGCAAAGACUGUAUGAAGACUUCAACACAGGAUGAUGCUGAACCUGAACUAUUUCAACGCCAGCAACUAGUACUAUGGCGUUGCUGAAGAAGAUCAAAAGUGCCUGCAGGUGAGUUCUUGUCUUCUUCAACACAGG
This is a messenger RNA of Amoebophrya sp. A25, 4122 nucleotides long. Lineage: Eukaryota; Dinophyceae; Syndiniales; Amoebophryaceae. The record is from the annotation of a GenBank genome assembly.